GCCCACUCCUCCAGCACAUGGGAUGGUUGGGUAGUUCGUCAAAGCGCGCAGCCGCUCCGCCUCCAAGACGUCGUGGAAGAAAGGAUCCCAGACGAGAGGCUGCAUUUAAAAGACAAUCAGUUUAUGUAUUUUAUAGUUCACAUGGAAGAGAUUUACCGUAGAGCCUGCUGAGCUUAUGCGUUUCUGGAUUUCGGGGCUGGGACGGUGUGAACGCGCCGCCCCGUGUGCGCAAAAGGAGCAGCGCGUCAAAGAAAUCAGGUUUCUCUGGGCGGCUUGUGUUUACACAGGAGCCAUCCAAAGCCACGUUUUUAGCCAGGAACAGUGCACAGGAGUGUUCAGCGUUUGACUCUCUGUCCGUGCAAACAUCGGAGCCGAGCAGGGACCCCAGCUGCGAAUACGUGGCCUUAUAAGUCGGUUUACUUGAAGCCCCUGAAGGAAAAGCUGCCGUCGGAAGCGUUUUUUUGGGGGUUUAUUAUGGAGAGCUGCAGCUGAUCGAGGGGGUGAGCACAUGUCCUGCAUGUAGCUAAAGCGUGUCGUUGUGUGAACUUUAAGAAUGGAAACUGUUGCAAAGUAACCACAACUGUCCUCGGCAGCGGGGAAUGGUAUACGAAUAGCAAUAUCUUAUAUCUGAAAGUAGCAUUUAGUCGCUGUCAUCGAGUGUGACAUGGAGAUCCAGGAGGAGAAGACAGAGCGGAGGUUCGCCCUGAGUUACAUCGGCUGGUCGUCGCUCGACAGGCGGGCCACCCUGCCCAUGCUGCCGUGGCUGGUGGCCGAGAUCCGCCGGAGGAGCGAGAAGGGCGACUGCGGCCCCAUGAUGCAGCCCAGAGAAGUUCAGCUGGUCCUGUGUCCCCCCUUCGUCCGAUGCGUCCCGUCCAGCAGCAACAACUCCUCAGUGUUCAUAUUCGAGCACAAAGCGCAGCUCAUCACGCGAUUCAUCCACAACAGCAACGACCUCACCUACUUCGCAUAUCUGCUCCGGGGCCAACCGGACAAUCCCGAGGCAGAGAUGUCCUGUCACGUCUUCAAAGCUGCAGAUCCCAACCAGGUCCCAGAGGUAAUCACCAGUAUUCGCCAAGUCUCCAAAUCAGCCCUAAAGGAAGAUGCCAAGCCUAAACAGGAAGGAGACGAGGCCUUCUACAACUCACAGAAGUUUGAAGUGCUUUACUGUGGCAAGGUGACAGUUUGCCACAAGAAGGCUCCGUCCACCCUCAUCGAUGACUGCAUCGACAAGUUUCGUCAGCAUGAGAUUGAGCGCAAGCGCCUGAGACUGCUCAACGGUCAGCGGGGCUCCACAGAAAAUGCCCCGGUGGAGAUUCUAAUGGGGGCAGAAGGAGACCCGCUGUCCUCCGCUCUGAAUGAGAGCACUGAGGACUCUGCAGCGGUGGAGGACUUGACCACAGGUGGAGGUCAAGGCCUGACCAGCAGCGCCAGUCAGAGCAGCCUGCGAGGAGCGUUCCCCGAGUGCAUCCUGGAGGACUGUGGAUUCGAGGAGCCUCAGGAGUUCCGCACUCGCUGCAGCAGCCUGGCAGGGAGUCUGCAGAGGAAGCCAGGGGAGGGGGUCAUCAUGGGUCCCACGCGACGCAGACAUGCCAGCGCUCCGAACCACGUUCAGCCGUCUGACGCAGACAAGAACCGCACUAUGCUCUUCCAGGUUGGCCGUUUUGAAGUAAACCUCAUAAGUCCUGACAGUAAAACAGUGGUGCUGGAGAAGAACUUCAAAGAUAUCUCAUCCUGCUGUCAGGGUAUCAAGCAGACCGAUCAUUUUGGAUUCAUCUGUCGGGACCAAUCGGAGGCUGGCCCCAGUCACUACAUGUGCUUCGUUUUCCAGUGUGCCAGUGAAUCCUUGGUGGAUGAGGUGAUGAUGACCCUGAAGCAGGCCUUCACCACCGCAGCAGCCUUACAGAGCAACAAGACUCCUGUCCAGCUGUGUGAAGCCUGCCCCAUGCACGACCUGCACAAGCUCUGCGAGAGGAUUGAAGGUCUCUACCCACCUAGAGCGAAGCUAGCCAUCCAAAAAUAUCUCUCCCAGCUGACUGACAAUGAGCAGGCUGAGAUUUUUGAACGAGUUCAGAAACUGAAGCCUGGGUCAGACCAGGAAGAAAACGAGCUGGUGAUUCUCCAGCUGAGACAGCUCUGUGAAACCAAACAAAAGUCCCACCUCCACAUUGGAGAGGCCCCUCAGAAUGCCGCAAACAGCUCGUCGGCAGGAGACGGCACAGCCACCAGCAGUCGCUUCAAACUUGAUAUUCUCAAGAACAAAGCGCGCACCUCCCUCACCAGCUCUCUGGAGAACAUCUUUGCAAGGGGUGCCAGCCGAAUGCGAGGCCGUUUGGGAAGCAUGGGAAGCAUGAGCAGUUUUGAAAGACAGGAUGAGGAAUCUCCUGGACACUCCCCUCCAGGUUCGCCUCCGGCCUUCCCUGACGACGACCCGGAAGACGGAGUGCAGUUCCGUCGGCGAGCCCACACCUUCAGCCAUCCACCAGUGAAGAAGCGCAUCUCCUUCGAGGGCCAGUCGAUCAGCCAGAGCAAACAGGCGCCUCUUCGUAGACAACAGUCUGUUAACCCCGAACUGCUGCAGAACAGUCCCGUGGCCGUUUCGAGAACGCGCAGUGUUUCCGAGAGCGAGUCGUCCUUCAGCGUCCCCUCCUCCUUCUCUGCCCCCACUUUCCUGAAAAGCUUUUACCAGGGCUCACUGGGCUCCCUCAGCUCCCUGGCAGACAGUGGGAGCCUCAAGAGCAAUGGGGAAGGCAGGAAGAGGACCCUGUCCGGCUGCAGCAGCGACUCUUUGAGCCUCCCUCCCACCCCACGCAGGGUCUCCUGGAGACAGAAGAUCUUCCUGAGGGUGGCGUCACCCGUGAACAAGCCAUCUGCAUCCAUGCAGCACACAGACCACUCUGAUGCCAGGGAGCUGCUGCCUCUCUCACCUCGUGCCUUGGACUCAACUCUGGACCAUUUGGGGCGCCUGUUGCCCCCAGCAGGUGACCCCCUGUCUAAAGAGAGACCUAAAAAGAUAGCGGCUGAAUACCGGGCCCUCUGGAAAACUGCCAUCCACCAGCAGAUCCUGCUGCUGCGCAUGGAGAAGGAGAACCAAAGACUAGAGGCGAGCCGAGAUGAGCUGCACAUCCGCAAGAUGAAGCUCAACUACCAGGAAGUGAGCCAGUGCUCCAAAGAUUCACAGGCAUUGUGGGAGAGAAAACUGACAGCCCCAGGCCGAACGACGGUCCCACAAGACCAGGAGGAGAUGUAUCGCGCUCUCUGCCAAGGGGUUCCAAAGAGCAGGCGUGGGGAGGUCUGGUUGCUUCUUUCCCAUCAGCACCGGCUGCAUCACAGACUGCCUCAGCGGCAGCACGCCCCCGACACCCCCUACCAUGACCUGCUGAAGCAGCUCACUGCACAGCAACAUGCCAUCCUGGUGGAUUUAGGCCGGACCUUCCCCACUCACCAGUACUUCUCAGCUCAGCUCGGCGCUGGGCAGCUUUCCCUCUACAACCUGCUGAAAGCCUACUCUCUGCUGGACACAGAGGUCGGCUACUGCCAGGGGAUCAGCUUCUUGGCCGGGGUGCUGCUGCUCCACAUGAGCGAAGAGCAGGCUUUUGACAUGCUGAAGUUUCUCAUGUAUGACCUCGGCAUCAGGCGGCAGUUCAAACCCGACAUGGUCUCCCUGCAGAUUCAGAUGUACCAGCUCUCCAGGCUGUUGCACGACUACCACCGUGACCUCUACCACCACCUGGAGGAGCACGAGAUCUCCCCGAGCCUCUACGCGGCGCCGUGGUUCCUCACCCUCUUCGCCUCGCAGUUUCCCCUCGGCUUCGUGUCCCGCAUCUUUGAUUUUGUGUUUGCACAGGGGACCGAGGUGAUCUUUAAAGUGGCCCUCUGCCUCCUGAGCAGCCAUGAGGGGGAAAUAGUGGAGUGUGACAGCUUUGAGAGCAUCGUGGACUACCUGAAGACUACACUCCCCACCCUCACUCAGACACAGAUGGAGCAGACCAUCGCCAAGGUAAUGGAGAUGGACAUCUCAAAGCAGCUGCACGCAUACGAAGUGGAGUAUCAUGUCCUGCAGGAUGAGUUAUUGGAUGUCGGACCGCUGCCCGAUGACUCCGAACGACUCGACAGACUGGAGAAGACAAACACACAGCUGAAGAAACAGAACAUGGACCUGCUGGAGAAACUUCAGUCUGCACGGCAGAAGAUUCAGACGCUGGAGACGAGCGUGGAGAACUUCCUUUCUCGGGAGAGCAAAAUGAAGCACAUGAUUCGCUCUCUGGAGCAGGAGAGGGCAGCUUACCAGAGGACCAUUGAACGCAUGCGCUCGUGCCUUCCCCCUGACGCCCUGACAGAUGUGGAGAUGACCCAGAUCAAAACAGGACCCAACGGGAAAGCCAAAACUGCAGCCAAGAAGCCCUGAUGGUAACCAGGGGGCCGGCUGCUCUGGGCAGACGCACAGGCAGAGACUGAAGUGAACAAAUGGAGACGUGCUUUGUGGAAGGCUGAGGAGCUCCUCUGCAUUGUUGUACUGCUGUACAAGAACAUUUUGUAAAUGUCUGGACUUGAGACGUGCAGGCUGUAUGGGGAAAAAUCUACGUGAUAUUUGUCAGCAGAUAACAGAGUGGUGGGAGGAUGGCUUCGGUUAUAUUAGCAAACAGACUGUUCCCGGAGUGCAUCAGAGCUGCUGUUUGUUCUCAUCCGUUUCACUGCCGCUUUGACGGUGAGAUCAAGAUGCACAUCAUCCUUCACCAUUCAGAUCUUUUAGGUAAUCACAGGGGAAUUUUUCUAGAUUGACAUGAGUGAGAGAUGUGUCUGUCUCUGCGAAUCUUUUUCGAGCACUGCCUUGAUGUGUUUACUACCAGUAGCACCACAACAGUAGUGAACAGAAGGUGCCUGUUGGCAAACAAUCCUUUGGACCUCAGGGUCAACUUAUAGCCAUCACCAGUGUGUGUGAUCCUGGAGUGGAGCCUGCAUUGUUUGUGUUUUUUUGAACUCGUGUCUGCGAUGGAAGCUUGGCCUCAGGCUGGUUACGUUGCUUUGUUAUUUCCCUUUAUUCACUUGAAUUUCUGUGAAUGUAAUUUCCCUCCAAAGAUCAUUGUGAUAGGAUUCUCCUUUUUUUUUCCACCGCAAAGACGUCUGGGCACACGUCUGCCAUAUCAGGCUUUCGUUUUCAGCAGUACUAUAGUAUCUCGUUGCUCAUCUCUCAGCACUGCCUUUACGUGAGAGAUCUUUAGUGCUUGCACUUGCCGCUUUGUGAGGAGGAAGUGUUUCUUCCAGGCAAGCUAGGGCAGGAUGUGAGGUUGUCUGCCUUCUCUGUUUCCUGUGUGACUGACCGCGGUGGCGCCUCCUUUUAGCGCUAUGUUGAGACAGUGAGGCAGAGUUCAAGCUGCCCAGGAGGCACCCAGUAACAGACUGAGGUGGGGGAGUGAUCUGAAUGUACAUCACAUGCUUCUGUUCCAGAAGCCUGCAUGACAAUGUUGUUUUUGUCAGAGCGGGCAACAACCUCUGCUGUCAUUUUGAAACAGAAGUAGGUGUUGUUUGGCUCAAGAUUUCAAGACAACACGUACCUGCAGAUGCAUUGCAGUUAAAUAGCACUUGAGUUUCCUUUUUUGAAGCGGGGGGGGGGUCUCCUCUGAUAUCGGUGUUAGCAAAUACAGUAUAAGCACACGGUGUGCAGUGAGCUGGCUCCAUACAGUAACUGUAUGGACAGACAGUGUAUAUGAGUUCAAAGUGAUGUCCCUGGCUCCCUCCUCAGUAUUGUUUUUGUACCACCUCCGUGUCUGAGUCACCAUCAUCGUUUCUGAUUGAAAGCAAACCAGUCCUGAGCUUGACUUCACUUUCAGAAAACACCCUUACAAUAAAACCAAGGUGAUGUCGUCUGUCAGGAAAAAAGUACUUACUUGCAGAGUCAAUCAGUCUUCCUGUCCUUGGUGACAAGUUGUGGUGACACAUUUGUGUCUGUUUCUGUGUAAAGUUUUUAUUCCCAAACUUUGGUCCAGAUGGACACAUCUUUCAGCAGACAAUGCAAUACGUUUAUGUUUAUCAGUCCUGUGCCGUUGCGCAUACCCGGAGCACUUGUCGACUUUUUGCUAAGCUACAAUGGCUAAUUCACACAAGACUUGAUAGGUUGAUAAAUCCAGCCUGACGUUCCCUGUCAGUGGGAAACGUUCUUCUGGUAAUUGAGGUGACAUUGUUAAAGUUUGCACCAAACUUCUCAUGCAUAAUAGAGAAAUAGUCACCUCUAAACAGCAGGGAUUCUCGCAGCAGUUCAGCAAAUGCUACAUAUCAUUUUAAAAGCUGCUGACGGAAACGUAGGAUUCAAUUCUACGCAGCUUUCCUGCCUCUCUUUGGCUGUGUUUUGCUUCACUCCAGUAUUUGUGCAUCUUAGAAACAGACCGUUGAACCAAAGAUGUGCUUGUUUUCCCAAAAAUCAAUGAAUGAAUGAAUGAAUUUAACCCAAAAUGCAGCGAUGUAUUACACCUUAUUUCACUACGUCUGUUCAGCUUUCUUUAGGUUUCUACAAAGACAACAGCUUGAACCGAUACCAAAUGUUGGUAGUUAAAACUUGACCUGUUUUUUUUCCUCAUGAUGUUGUGGUGUUUAUUUCUUGUGCCAAAACUUUAAGAUAGCCUUUAUAUCUGAGUUAAAAGACCAUUUUUUUCACUGUAAAGCACAUUGGUCGGUAAAGAGUCUUUAUUUUACAUCAGGUGCUCUGAUUCCUGACUACUAAGAAGUGCUUGUAUCACUGUGUUUCAACAAAAGGCUGUCAACAUGAGGGCUACACAGAAACAAAGGAGCUGUCAUGAAUUCUUCAAUAAACCUCACCUUGCCUUGUUUUCUGUCUA
Molecule: messenger RNA, 6830 nt
Organism: Acanthochromis polyacanthus (spiny chromis)
Lineage: Eukaryota; Metazoa; Chordata; Actinopteri; Pomacentridae
Gene: tbc1d4
Product: TBC1 domain family, member 4
Exons: 23
Coding region: 665-4405 (1246 amino acids)
Source: RefSeq, a predicted model, not a curated record